UUGUUUACUGUUCCAAAUUAGAUGUGAAAAAAUGUAAAACGGAGAAUGGCGUUAAAAAAGUGGUUGGUCGGAAAUUAAACGACUACGGCGGCUCCCUAAGUUCGUAUGCAAGUCAAAGAAGGUGGUAGUAGGUGAAGGGCAUUUCCAUAAUAUUACCCCUAAAAAAUCUUUACUAAAAUCACCAAAAACAUCGUUUUGCCUAUUGCCUUUUUUUUUCCCACUCAUAAUUUCUUCAGAUCACAACUCACAAGUUUGGAUUGAGUUCAAGCUGGUUGUGGGGGCUUAAGGAUGGCGGCAUCAUGGUGCAUUGAGAAAAGGGGUUCUGUUAGGAAUGAUUCAUUUAGAGACAAUGAUAAUUUACCUGAAACUGGGUGUCUUUCUAAAAAAUCUUUACUAAAAUCACCAAAAACAUCGUUUUGCCUAUUGCCUUUUUUUUUCCCACUCAUAAUUUCUUCAGAUCACAACUCACAAGUUUGGAUUGAGUUCAAGCUGGUUGUGGGGGCUUAAGGAUGGCGGCAUCAUGGUGCAUUGAGAAAAGGGGUUCUGUUAGGAAUGAUUCAUUUAGAGACAAUGAUAAUUUACCUGAAACUGGGUGUCUUUCUAUUAUUGUUCUUGGUGCUUCUGGUGAUCUUGCCAAGAAGAAAACUUUUCCUGCACUCUUCAACCUCUAUCGGCAGGGAUUUCUGCAAUCCAAUGAAGUUCACAUUUUUGGUUAUGCAAGGACAAAAAUUUCUGAUGGUGACUUGAGAAACCGUAUCCGUGGGUAUCUUUCUCAGGGUAGAGAAAAUGAAGAAGAAGUAUCAGAGUUUCUGCAACUGAUUAAAUACGUCAGUGGUUCUUAUGAUUCUGGGGAGGGCUUUUCGUUACUGGACAAGGCGAUAUCUGAGCACGAAAUUUCAAAAAACAGCACAGAAGGAUCAUCCAGAAGACUCUUCUACUUUGCUCUUCCUCCGUCAGUAUAUCCUUCUGUUUGCAGAAUGAUAAAAAGUUAUUGUAUGAACAAAUCUGAUCUUGGUGGUUGGACGCGCAUUGUUGUUGAGAAGCCCUUUGGCAAGGAUUUAGCUUCAGCUGAGCAACUAAGUUCCCAGAUUGGAGAACUAUUUGACGAGUCCCAAAUUUAUCGCAUUGACCAUUAUUUGGGGAAGGAGUUGGUUCAGAAUUUGUUGGUGCUGCGUUUUGCAAAUCGCUUCUUUUUACCGCUCUGGAAUCGUGACAACAUUGAUAAUAUACAGAUUGUCUUUAGAGAGGACUUUGGAACUGAAGGUCGUGGUGGAUAUUUUGAUGAAUAUGGGAUUAUACGUGACAUUAUUCAGAACCAUCUAUUGCAGGUCCUUUGCCUUGUUGCCAUGGAGAAGCCUGUUUCUCAGAAGCCCGAACACAUCCGGGAUGAGAAAGUUAAGGUUCUUCAAUCAAUGCUUCCCAUUAAAGAUGAAGAAGUUGUUCUUGGACAAUAUGAAGGCUAUAAGGAUGACCCAACGGUUCCUGACAACUCAAAUACUCCUACUUUUGCAACUAUGGUUUUACGCAUACACAAUGAAAGAUGGGAAGGUGUUCCCUUUAUAAUGAAGGCUGGAAAAGCACUAAAUUCAAGAAAGGCAGAAAUACGAGUGCAGUUUAAGGAUGUUCCUGGUGAUAUAUUUAGAUGUCAAAAGCAGGGGAGAAACGAGUUUGUGAUACGCCUCCAACCUAAAGAAGCCAUGUACAUGAAGCUUACAGUCAAGAAGCCUGGGCUUGAAAUGUCAACCGUUCAAAGUGAAUUAGACCUGUCAUAUGGGCAUCGUUACCAAGGGGUUGCUAUUCCAGAGGCUUAUGAACGUCUGAUUCUCGACACAAUAAGAGGGGAUCAGCAACAUUUUGUGCGCAGGGAUGAGCUCAAGGCGGCUUGGGAGAUUUUUACCCCUCUUUUGCAUAGAAUUGACAAUGGAGAGGUGAAGCCAAUUUCAUACAAGCCAGGCAGCAGAGGCCCUGCUGAAGCAGAUGAGUUGUUGCGAAAUGCCGGUUACGUUCAAACUCACGGCUAUAUAUGGAUCCCUCCCACACUAUAAGUUUGCAAAAUUAUUGCAGAUGAGUGUUACCUUGUCACUUUUGCCAUGUAGUAUCCUGCCUAUGUGCAAACUCAUCGAGAAGUAACAAAUAAUCGGUGUAUCACAAAUAUAUUUGCAUGUAAUAAUCUCAUCUUUUUUAAGCUAAUAAAUGAGAGUAUCUGAAUA
This is a messenger RNA of Solanum dulcamara, 2210 nucleotides long. RefSeq names its product glucose-6-phosphate 1-dehydrogenase, cytoplasmic isoform. Gene Ontology annotation, molecular function: glucose-6-phosphate dehydrogenase activity; NADP binding. Lineage: Eukaryota; Viridiplantae; Streptophyta; Magnoliopsida; Solanales; Solanaceae. The record is from RefSeq and is a predicted model, not a curated record. Bases 510 to 2045 code for a protein of 511 amino acids. Gene Ontology annotation, cellular component: cytosol. Gene Ontology annotation, biological process: glucose metabolic process; pentose-phosphate shunt, oxidative branch. The transcript has 17 exons.